AAGCAGGAAGUGACUUCGGCGGUGGAGCCGGCGAACCGCAGCGGGGCUGAUGGCAGUGGAGUGGGGGCGUGAGAGGGCAGCCUAGGAGAGGCCGGUUCCCUGCCUGUCAUCGCAGAGCGGGGACUGACGACACGCUCAAGUCCAGAGGAGGCUCCCUGAGCAAACGCAACCGUAUCCAGCAUGCUCCGAGGCCACAGCGCUGUGUUCCAGGCCUUGCUGGGGACCCUCUUCACCUGGGGGCUGACGGCCGCCGGGGCGGCUCUCGUGUUCAUAUUCUCUAGUGGGCAGAGGCGGAUCCUAGAUGGAAGUCUUGGCUUCGCUGCAGGGGUCAUGUUGGCAGCCUCCUACUGGUCCCUCCUGGCCCCAGCGGUCGAGAUGGCCACGUCCUCCGGGGGCUUCGGUGCUUUUGCCUUCUUCCCCGUGGCGGUGGGCUUCACCCUCGGUGCUGCGUUCGUCUACUUGGCCGACGUCCUGAUGCCUCAGCUGGGCGCGGCGGAAGACCCCCACACGGCCCUGGCCCUGAACUUGGACCCCGCGUGGAUGAAGAAGUCUGAUGCCGAGAGUCCCCGGCUGCUCCUCCCUGCCAGCGAACUGUCCAUCCGGAUCGGGGGCGCGGGGCCCCUUCCAGACAAGAGCGAGAAUGGCGAGGCGUACCAGAGGAAGAGGGCGGCGGCCCCCGACCAGCCCGAGGGCCCCACCGUCCCUGCGUCUGCUCCGGGGACCUCGGCCCCGCCCAGCGGCAGCAGCUGGAGGAGGAUCACGCUGCUCAUCUUGGCCAUCACCAUCCACAACAUCCCAGAGGGCCUCGCUGUUGGCGUUGGGUUCGGAGCUGUGGAGAAGACGGCGUCCGCCACCUUUGAGAGCGCCAGGAACUUGGCCAUUGGAAUCGGGAUCCAGAACUUCCCAGAGGGCCUGGCGGUCAGCCUCCCCUUGCGCGGGGCUGGCUUCUCCACCUGGAGGGCCUUCUGGUACGGGCAGCUGAGCGGCAUGGUGGAGCCCCUGGCCGGGCUCUUUGGGGCCUUUGCCGUGGUUCUGGCCGAGCCCCUCCUGCCUUACGCUCUGGCCUUCGCUGCUGGCGCCAUGGUCUACGUGGUCAUGGACGACAUCAUCCCCGAGGCGCAGAUCAGAUCCUCCUCAGCCCCUCGCAGCCGUGCUGACACUGAAAGAAAGAGGAGUGACGGGCAGUGGGAACGGGAAGCUGGCGUCCUGGACCUCCAUCCUGGGGUUUGUGGUGAUGAUGUCACUGGACGUGGGCCUGGGCUAGCGCCGACCUGCUCCGACCCCAGGAGAGGCUGCGCGGGACCAGGCCCCCGCCUUCCCGCAGAACCUUCCGCUUUCUCUCCCUUUCACCUCCCCGCCCCGAUCGAUCCUGAUCAGACGACGACGAUUUGCGCUUUUCUUCCGAGGGAGGCACUGGUGUUAUUUUUGGACUUUCAAGGGGUCAGUGGGACCACGGACUUCCGGUUGGCCUCUGAGUGGGACUGCAGCUCAGGGAAGUCGCUGCUCUCGGACCUCCAGCCGCUCUCACCAGACUCCAGGCCAGUCCCCAAGGUCACCUGCGGGAGCCAGCUACCCAGAGAGAAGGCUCUAAGCAUGCGACUCGGAGCAGAACGGCCGGGGAAUUGCGACAACUGUGAACACAGGGAGCCCGUGAAGAGAAGAGGCUGUAGCUUUGGUCGGAGAGCUGUGUUCCAAGUGCACUGUGGUUGCCGUGGUUUCCAGUCCCCAUGACAUUCAUGUUGAUCAGUUUAUAGCCUUCGUUUUUCUAAGAGAUUUGGGACACCCGCCAACCGCUAGAACUCUAGCCCUUUGCGUGUGGACAGGGCCACUUAAGCUAAUUUGAGUGAAGGGAAGGCCUGUGGCCUCUGAGAUGAGUCCUUCUCUGCUGGCCAUUUGGUCACUGACCCAGAACUCCUGAGCUCGGUAAGCUUUGCUGGAGUGCGGCCGGAGCGCUUAGAACGAGAAAGGAAGGACAGGGGGAAAGGAGAGAUUUUUUUUACAUUUCCCUUUUAAAAGGAAGUGUUCAGCUAGUCAUCACUCUGACAUGACCCUAACCAAUGACUUGAACUAGUCUAGGAGCAAGUCUGUUCCUCCGUACGCACAGCUUCUCCAACAGGGGUGAGGACGUGGCUGCCUCGGGUGCAGCGAGGGCCGCCGUCCUCAUGGGUCACAGGAGCCCACAGGACCCUGGGGGACCCCUGCGGACACGGCAGGUGGCCCCGGAGCCUGGCGUCCAGGUGUCGUGUUGUCCACGCCUGCCCUGCCCUCUGUGUUUACAUGUCCGAUUGCUUCCGAGGGUGAAGGAAUGCCCAGAGGCCAGCCUUCCCGGGGGCCAAUCAAUGUCUGUUCUUCCGAAGCCCCGAUGAUCAAAACUGAAGGCACGUCCAGAGGUCUGAGGGGUCGCGAGGACGUGCUCUGGUGGUUGGGGUGUGUGUGUUUUGGUGUCUUUGUAUGGAGUUUUCUACACGAUGCUUCUUUCUGAUGGACAAGACCUCAUAACUGUGAUUCAUACCAAUAAAGCGGAUACUGUUGUGGACA
Molecule: messenger RNA, 2538 nt
Organism: Myotis myotis
Lineage: Eukaryota; Metazoa; Chordata; Mammalia; Chiroptera; Vespertilionidae
Gene: SLC39A11
Product: solute carrier family 39 member 11
Exons: 12
Coding region: 181-1731 (516 amino acids)
Biological process (GO): zinc ion transmembrane transport
Cellular component (GO): membrane
Molecular function (GO): zinc ion transmembrane transporter activity
Source: RefSeq, a predicted model, not a curated record